AUCGACGGAGGAAAACUUCCUCUAGUUUUACUUUCCACACCUCUAAGUAAACAGCCAAUGGCUUCCGAAGCCCUUCUAUUCUACCGCCAACUGCACUCUCACGGCCUCCGUGGCGCCCUCUCCUUCCUCCCUUCUCUCGUAAAAGCCUCCGCCUCCGCCCCCCACCACCUCCACUUCGCCCUCCAGCUUCACUGCGUCCUCCUUAAGACCGGCCUCUCCUCCGACCUCGUCACCACCAACUCCCUCAUCACCAUGUACUCCAAGCAAUCCCGUGUCUGUUGCGCCUGCAAGCUGUUCGACACGAUGCCGAUGAGAGACUCCGUCACUUGGCACGCGAUGGUGAGUUGCUACAUCGGCAACCAACGCUUCCUCGAGUCUAUGGACAUGUACCUCCGGAUGACCUCCGCCGGGUUCUCCCCUAAGCCCGAGCUUACUGCGUCUGUUGUAUCAGCGUGUGGCCGUGCAGGUAAAUUAAGCUUCGGGAAAACCAUUCAUGCUCGCUGCAUCGUGACCAAAGAUUUUGACAUCUCUGUCCUCUUGGUUACUUCUCUCACUGACAUGUACUCGAGAUGUUCCGACUUAGUUUCUGCUCUGAAGGUGUUUGAUAGAAUGCCCGAAAGAAAUGUGGUAUGUUGGACGGCUAUGAUCUCAGGGUCUAGUUCGAAUGGUAGAUAUGACAUUUCAAUUGAACUGUUGCGGGGCAUGGUGAUGGAUGGAAUCAAGCCGAACAGAGCCACCAUUGUCUCCGUUUUGCCAGCUUGUGGUGCAUUGGGUUCUUUAGAUCAUGGGAAGGAGCUUCAUGGAUAUGUGUUCCGCCAUGGCUUUGACUCCGAGCCGCAAGUAAUUGGAGCUUUGAUAGGCAUGUAUGGUAGAUCCAAGGGAACUCUACAUUUAGCUAUACUUCUUUUUGAGAGAGCCAAGACAAAAGAUGUGGUUACAUGGAGUUCCAUGAUGGCAUUAUCUAAUCGACAUGGAGAUUAUUUUGGCACUCUGCGGCUUUUCCAGUCAAUGCAACAUGAUGGAGUUCAAGCGAAUUCUGUCACAUUGUUGGCACUGAUUGGAUCAUGUAUUGGUCUGACUUCUACUUUGUUAGGCCGAGCUGUUCAUGGCUACACUUUGAAGUGUAACCUUUUCUCUGAGAUUUGUGUUGGGAAUUCUCUCAUAGACAUGUACACCAAAUGUGGAUGCCCUGAAUGUUCAGUUAGCGUAUUCGCUGAAAUGCAAGAAAAGGAUUUGGUUUCGUAUAGUUCGAUGAUCUUGAGCUAUGGGCUUCAAGGCCAUGGUUUUAUCAGCUUGUAACCACUCAGGACUAGUGGACGAGGGAAUGCGAUUGUUUGAGAAUGCGAGAAGGGACCAUGGCACAUUGUUGAGUUUGGAGCACUAUGCUUGCUUGUUGGAUCUUUUGGGGAGGUCUGGAAGGCUUGAAGAUGCCUGUGAAGUUAUA
This is a messenger RNA of Zingiber officinale, 1444 nucleotides long. RefSeq names its product pentatricopeptide repeat-containing protein At4g31070, mitochondrial-like. The transcript has 2 exons. Gene Ontology annotation, biological process: RNA modification. Gene Ontology annotation, molecular function: RNA binding; protein binding. Bases 58 to 1299 code for a protein of 413 amino acids. NCBI's taxonomy places the organism in Eukaryota, Viridiplantae, Streptophyta, Magnoliopsida, Zingiberales, Zingiberaceae. The record is from RefSeq and is a predicted model, not a curated record.